GGAGUCGACCGACCGUUAAUCACGAGUUGUUUUUGAUCUUUGUUCCCGGUAUGAUUUAUUUAUACUACUGUGAAAAGUCAAGAUUCUACAGCGAUCACUUACCUACUGCUCGGUCACCGCACAAGACAUGCAAACACACGUGUUUGUCGUGUUGUGUUACACGUGUGUGGCCGGCACGAGGACAAGUCUGUUGGGCCCAAAUCUUUGGAACCACGAGGCGUCCUAUGACGAUUUGGCCUCAGCAUCGUUGAAGUACAUACUACAUUUUGCGAAGUCGAAUGCCGACCUCAUAGUGACUGUGGACGACAGUGUCUACGAGACCCUAAUCACAAGCACGCUGCUUGAAAAAUUCAGCGCAGCUGAGUUCAUAUCGUUUGUAUUGUUGAAAAUAUCAAGUGUAAACUCUUUCGGCGCGAACGAGGAAUUCGCUUCACGCAUAUCCAAAGAUAUUCACAAUAAAGCGUUCAUCACGAUUUCGCACAAUAUCGACGGCGCCUUUGCGAAAUCGCUGGCUGUACUGUCCAAAUUUGACAUUUGGGACAACAAAGCACCUUGCAUUUUUAUAAUAGAAAAUUCUUUGGGGAGGCACGAGACCGUGCGCAAAAUCGUAACAAGACUCUGGACUGAUUACGAGCUCCUGAACUUUGCGUUGUUGUACGUGCGAGCCCGCGGGAACACGGACGACAGCGGGUCUCACGGAGUUGAAGCCGUCACGUUGAACCCGUUCGUGAACAACGGGGAACUGGUGGAUCUGGUGUGCGACUUUCCGGACGCGACGUCCGCAGGCUGCAAACAACUCGACAUGUCCGGGUUCCCUGUCUUCGCCGAGGUGCGCUCGGAGCCGCCGUACGGCUACGCGCAGAACGACUCCCGGGGCCAGGUGACGUAUAAAGGGUUCUACGGGCUCGUGCUGAGGACCGUCGGGCAGUACCUGAACGUGACGGUCCAGGUGAACUCCCUGGAGGCGUCGACGGCGCCCGACUCGCCGUGGCUGAUGCCCGCGAGGAACUGCCGGGAGCCCGACGUCCAUGCGACGCUCCGCUUCACGUCCAAGAAGAGCGUCAAGUCCUCGACGUACCCCUUCCACUCGGAGCCGAUCAAGAUCGUGGUGCCGAAAGCGAGGCAGCUGCCCAGUUCCAUGAACAUGAUCUUGCCCUUCAGCUGCUUCACGUGGGUCGCGUACUUCAGUUUCUGCUUCGUCGCCGUGCUGACCUGGAGAUUCAUGACAACCUUUUACCCAGCCGUGAUGAGUCCUCCGGGAAAGGUUCUCGACGUGCUGCGAUCCGUCUUGAGCGGGUGGCAUCUUUACGAGCACGAACGGUUGUCUUUGAAAAUAUUCGGCUUCAGCCUCUCCCUGUACAGUCUGAUACUCAACAACGCUUACAGCGGGAUGCUGACCAGUUUCCUCACCAAACCCGCCUACUACGCCGACAUUGACACGCUGGAAGACUUCUUGAAAUACAAAUUGCUCUUCGGGGUGAAAAUCGAACCCGACAAGUUCGACGACGAGGCGACCAGCGCGAACCUGGACGACCCUCUGUCCAUGGCCAUUUUGGAAAACUUGGUUUUCCUCGAGGAUCUCGAACAAGGGCUUCACGAAGCCGCCACCUUCAGGAACGUCGGGGUGAUCAUGCAAGAGACCCAAGCACAGUUCUUCAUGAACAAGAGGGAGUUCAAUGUAGGGGGACGCCCGAUGCUUCACAUGAUGGCUCUGAAGGUCCUCGUUCUGAAUUUCGGAUUCACGACACGAAGAAAUUUCCCGUACAUGAAACGCAUUGGUGGUUUAGCUCAGAGGUUAAAUGAAGCUGGCAUAAAGGACAAAUUGGUGAAAGACGUCAUUGACAUGACGACCUUGGAGCUGCUAAAAAUGCAGAAAGACCCUGAAGUUAUCCCAUUGUCGUUAGAACAUAUCCAGUCAUGUUGUUAUGUUUUGAUGUUAGGUAUCACGUUAAGCGUGAUUGCUUUUGUUCUUGAAGUAGCUUGUAAUAAAUUUGAAAGGCGUUUUAGUGGUAGCUUUGACAUAAUAUCAAAGAAAAAAACGCUGUUAUAAAUAAA
Bacillus rossius redtenbacheri is the source of this 2055-nucleotide messenger RNA. RefSeq lists its product as uncharacterized. NCBI's taxonomy places the organism in Eukaryota, Metazoa, Arthropoda, Insecta, Phasmatodea, Bacillidae. The record is from RefSeq and is a predicted model, not a curated record. The transcript is spliced from 2 exons. The coding region runs from base 128 to 2050 and encodes 640 amino acids.